This is a messenger RNA of Talaromyces marneffei, 1356 nucleotides long. RefSeq lists its product as uncharacterized. The record is from RefSeq and is a predicted model, not a curated record. The transcript is spliced from 3 exons. Bases 1 to 1356 code for a protein of 451 amino acids. NCBI's taxonomy places the organism in Eukaryota, Fungi, Ascomycota, Eurotiomycetes, Eurotiales, Trichocomaceae.
AUGAAGCGCAGUCGUUCGCCUGAGACGGAUCGACAAGACAAGUGGAAUGCAAAUAUCAACCAGGCUCGCGCUCACACCCGGCCGGGACUGUCAACCUUGACUGCCUCUGUAUCUCCACCUCGUUUAAGAAGGUUGGCAUCAAAUAUGGAUAGGCACUCAUCAAAUCCUCCUAGCAAUGGCCGUUCCAAUCUUUUAAGCCUCGCUGCUGUCGAAGCUGGUGAGGUUAAAGUUGAUGACCCUGAGGAGCUAUUCUCAGCGAGGCUCGCUGCAGCGGCGCUGCCACCAUCGACAUCUCCAGAAGGAGGUCGGCUGUCUAUCAAGGAUUGGAUCGACCUAUAUUCAAGGAAUCGGCAUGAAAAUGGCCACCAUUUCGUAAUCCAUCAGCACGACCAUCCCAUUGCUGGACCGCAUUAUGAUCUCAGGGUUCAAUUUUCUGAAUCUAGCUCCCUAAGUUGGGCAAUCAUGUAUGGGUUACCUGGAAAUCCGAAUAGCCGUAGACUGAACCGCAAUGCGACGGAGACUAGAGUACAUUGCUUAUGGAAUCACUUGAUCGAGACGGCAUCUCGUAACACGGGAAGCAUGAUUAUCUGGGAUACUGGCGAGUAUGAAGUGUUACCGUAUUAUGACACGGAGAACCCUAAUGAGACUGAUGAUUCGGCAUCGGACAUAUCCAAUAUUUCUGCUGAAAUGGCCUUCAAUGAGCAAUGUCCAUCUGAGAGCGAGAAACUCAGGGAGGCAUUCCGAAAUCGUAAAAUCCGCCUACGGUUGCACGGCACUCGUUUGCCGAAGAAUUACACUAUAUCACUUCGUCUCUCGACGCAAGACGACAAUGCUGCUAGGGCGAGGCUGAUCCCCCAAAAGCGUCGUCGCCGACGUCUAAAUACUAGCUUUGGGAAACGUACUCGCACGCCUUCCACGUCUCGGUCUCCAUCUCCUGAUGUGCCCCAUGAUCAACCGGUAGGCUUAGUCGCCAAUGACGAGGACGGCGGGGAGAAUAUACACGGAACUCACUCGGCCUCGGAGUCUGAGUCAGGGUCUACCGGCGACGCCCGUAUGCGUCUCACAAAUGCAUAUCCAGGAGCAGUCAAUUCUAUUGGCUCUAUCCAUCAGCGUCGUUGGUUCAUUACACUAGAUCGUACAAACAGUGGAUUCGUUCGUGAUGGCAAAAGCCAGGUCUGGAAAAGGAAGUCGGAAGCAUCCUCGGAUCAGGACGCGUUAGGCUUUGAACCAUUCUAUGUACGCGGACCUGAAUUUGAACGGAGUGUAGUAACGGGCCGAACUGGUAACGAUGUCCUCAGAGACGAGAAUGUCGAGGGCUUUACUCCUAGACGCGGCUGGAGACCUAUCCUGAAUUAG